GCGGGUUGCCCGGGAGACGACCCCUGCGGGUGUCUGGAUCCCUGCGGAGUAGCGUCUCCGGGAAGACGGUGGACAGACCCCGGGCUGUCUCUGCCAUGAUUCCCGGGAGGUACCGCUCUGUGUCUGGCCGGACCGCCAACAACGUGAACUGUGGGCUUCAUCUGGUUAUUCAGACAUCAUCACUUCCUGAGAAGCACAAAGUUGAAUUCAAGCUAAAUAGAGAAACACCAUCGUUCCCUGGUAGACUCUUACAACAUGACCUUGAAAGAAACUACUCAAGUAGGCAAGGUAUUGUCAGAGAUGGAAGAAUAAUAAGCCCUUCGGCUCGUAGCAAAUCAUCAUACAUCUCAUCCACAACAAACGUGACAGAACUGUGUGGGCUGGACGUGAAAACUGCUACGAGCUCCUUGUCAGCAUUCGGAGAUUCUUCCACGCAGACACCUUCCAAGGCCAGGAUCCGGCAGGGCUGUCAUAGCGCUGGCCCCAAUGUGUCUGGUGACCACAUUAACCUGGUGAGCUCCUCCAUGCCGUCGUUUCCUGUUCUCCACCGUCCUUCUGAAGAGAAGGUUCUUUAUUCAGAUAGGCUGACCCUAGAAAGGCAAAAGUUGACUGUGUGUCCUAUCAUCAAUGGGGAAGAACACCUUCGUCUGUUGAACUUUCAACAUAAUUUUAUAACUCGGAUCCAGAAUCUUUCUAAUCUGCAGAGGCUGAUCUUCUUGGAUUUAUAUGAUAACCAGAUUGAAGAAAUUAGUGGACUUUCUACUCUGCGAUCCCUCCGUGUCCUUCUGUUGGGGAAAAACAGAAUCAAGAAAAUCUCUAAUCUAGAGAAUCUAAAAAACUUAGAUGUUUUGGACCUUCAUGGAAACCAGAUUACCAAAAUUGAAAAUGUCAGUCAUUUGUGUGAUUUGAGAGUUUUAAAUCUUGCCAGGAACCUUCUAAGUCACGUCGAUAAUCUUAACGGGCUGGAUUCACUGACGGAACUUAACCUGAGACACAAUCAAAUCAGUUUUGUGAGAGAUGUGGAUAAUUUGCCCAGCCUCCAGCGUCUGUUCCUCAGCUUCAACAAUAUAUCCAGUUUUGACAGUGUUUCCUGCCUUGCCGAUGCUACUUCCCUCUCGGACAUAACUUUUGAUGGCAAUCCAAUAGCGCAAGAGUCAUGGUACAAACACACCGUCCUGCAGAACAUGAUGCAGCUGCGCCAGCUGGAUAUGAAGAGAAUCACAGAAGAAGAAAGGCGUAUGGCUUCUGUCGUAGCCAAAAAAGAGGAAGAGAAGAAGCGGGAGAGUCACAAGCAAUCUUUGCUCAAGGAGAAGAAAAGGUUAACAAUUAACAACGUAGCACGGAAGUGGGACUUGCAGCAGCGAGGAGCCAAUAUUGCUACAAAUCCAGAGAGGAGAGAUUGUGACCCCUCUUCCCAGGACCCCUGUCAGAUGGACGGGAGCACCGUCUCCACGCUGCCAGAGGAAUCAGGGUCUCUCGACUCAGGGCUCACCAGCGCUGUGCAAGGCCUGUGCAUCACAGACACACACCUGGUGGAAGUGGACGGGGACACGCUCUCCCUCUAUGGCUCAGGAGCGCUGGAAUCCCUGGACCGGAACUGGAGUGUUCAGACCGCAGGAAUGGUCACAACCGUCUCCUUUACCUUCAUAGAGUUCGAUGAGAUUGUGCAAGUGCUUCCCAAACUGAAGAUGAAGUUUCCCAACUCUCUGCACCUUAAGUUCAAGGAGACCAAUCUCGUCAUGCUGCAGCAGUUUAACGCGCUGGCACAGCUCCGUCGCAUUGACCAGCUCACCAUCGACCCUCAGGGGAACCCCGUGGUCCAGUUUACACUCUGGAAAUACUACGUCCUGUUUCGGCUCAGCCAUUUCAGUAUGCAGAAAAUAAACGGAGCAGAGGUGACCCAGAACGACCUGAUCAUGGCCGAGCGGCUGUUUGGGAUCCUCGCACACGUGGCGUCCUCUGAGCUGCCCCAGUACCGUCUGAUUUCCAUUCUGGGUGACGCCAGGAAAAAGCAGUUCCGGUAUCUACUAGAAACCAAAGGAAAAAAGCCUGGCAUCGUCAAUGAAGAAAAUAACGACAGCAAAAGACUUGUAGGAGAAAAUACAAAUCGUGCGACACUAAAUUAUACCACAAGAGACUUUUAUAAUGAAAAGCUAGAGGAAAUAAAGGAGAAAAAGAAAUUCUGCAAGGUGUACGUCGAGGACCUUGUGAAGGGAGCCACGGAAAUCAACAUGAAAAACGAGGCCCUGCAGAAGCUCUGGCCCCAGAUGUUCAUUGAGCUGGUGCGGGACGCGGUCAUGGAGAUCCGCGACAAGAACGCCUACAUGAAGCUCUGCCUGCAGCAGAUCGCUGGCUCCAAGUAGACGCUGGCCUCGGCCGGCCGGGCGCGCUUUGUGCGUGCGGCUUCAACGUGCUGAACCACUGCGCUCUCCGACAAACCAGACAGGCUCGCUAGCAUCACGCACUGCUGCCCGCUGCUCGCAGGGCUGUGGAGAGGGAGGGAGGGAGGGGUGGCUUCCCGGGCUCGCAGGCCAGGGGGUGGCUGGGCCCUCCGCUGGCGCCGUCCCUCCCCUUCCCGCCGUGCCCGGCCCCAGGCUGCGCCGCGCCUGAGGGUUCAGCAUGAGGCCUCCACACACUUUCCCCCAAGGCUCUCGCUUACUUGUCUUCUCAUUUUAUGUCUUGGUUUCAAAGCCAAAAAAAAAAAAAUGUUCUUUUCUAUGACUGAAGAAUAAACUUCUUAAUACAUUAGUUUAAGAAAAA
Molecule: messenger RNA, 2760 nt
Organism: Oryctolagus cuniculus (rabbit)
Lineage: Eukaryota; Metazoa; Chordata; Mammalia; Lagomorpha; Leporidae
Source: RefSeq, a predicted model, not a curated record